Molecule: messenger RNA, 1794 nt
Organism: Panicum virgatum (switchgrass)
Lineage: Eukaryota; Viridiplantae; Streptophyta; Magnoliopsida; Poales; Poaceae
Product: putative disease resistance protein RGA4
Exons: 2
Coding region: 89-1552 (487 amino acids)
Biological process (GO): defense response to other organism
Molecular function (GO): ADP binding
Source: RefSeq, a predicted model, not a curated record
CCGUGGCCGGGCGUUGACCCCGACUUCAGUAGUGGUCGGAGUCUCCUCAGCUUCAUGGCUCAUCUCCUUUGCUCCACCUCUCUCUGACAUGGCGGAGGCUGCUGCUGUUGCUGCUUUUGCCAAGACCGCGGCUGUUUUCAUGGGGAAAACCGCGGCAGGGGCAGCGAUUUCCUAUUUCGGGAACAAGGCCCUGGGCCGCCUCUCGGCCGAGGAUGCAGAUCUCCAUAAGCAGUUGACGGACAAAUUGCCGGUCAUCGUAGCAGUCUUCGAUGUCGGCAAUCAGCCGCAGGUCUGGGAGAACCAAGCUCUGGCUCCAUGGAUGUGGCAGUUCCGCGACGCGCUGCAGGAGGCUGAGGACGCGCUCGACGAGCUGGAGUACUUGGAUCUGGAGAAAUUGUCCUCCCGUUUACCUGACUUCAGCAGUGGAUUUCGACGGUCUCUGAGCGCGGUUACCACUGGUGGUACUUCAAAGCGUCUGAAGGAUGCUCUCAAGGGAUUAGAUUCAGUCCUUGACAAUGCAGGAAAUUUCCUCUCCGUCAUCAUGAAUAUCCGCAGUUCUUCAUCUGAUAUUCAAGAUCUGGGCAACACACGGGAGACCACGAGAGAGUUAGCAACAACAGCUGUAUUUGGUCGGCAGGAGGAGAAGGGCGAACUGCUCGAAUGGUUGGGUGUUCAUACACCUGCUGAUACUGUAGAUCACAAGCUUUUGGUGUGUGCAAUCGUUGGCGGCGGCGGCAUGGGGAAGACAACCCUUGCCCAGGUUAUUUGCCAAGAUAAGAUGGUUCAGGAUCAUUUUGGAAACAUGAUCGUCUGGGUGCAUGUCUCUAAGCGUUUUGAGCCUAAAGUUCUGGUGAGAAGGAUCUUGGAAUCAAUCAACCGGAACAAUGCUUGCUCGGAGGCUUUGGACUCCCUGCAAUCGGAUCUUACCAAACAGUUGGUGACUAAAAGGUUUUUGCUGGUUUUAGAUGAUGCAUGGGAGGAUAUGGAUGGUGGGAAGUGGGAGCAAUUUUUGGGUCCACUCAGAAAUAAUGCUGUGAUGGGAGGUAGAAUAUUGCUCACGACCCGAAUGAGAUCGUUUGCUGAAGCUGUUAAACGUCAAAUGCGAGUUGGAGUUAAAUGUUUGGAGCUCAAGGAUUUAGAUCAGGAAGACACUCUGAAGCUCUUCAAUCAUCACGCAUUUGGUAAUUCGACCCCCAGUGACAGGUUGGAGCUUCGAUUGAUAGGUGAGCAGAUUGCCAGAAAGCUCAAAGGAUGUCCUUUCAUAGCAAAAGUAGUUGGCCAGCAACUGAGAGACAGCACGGAUCAUAGCAGAUGGAAUGCCAUCUUAAAUCAGGAUGUCCGCCAAUUUGAUGAAAUUGGGCCUACAAUCACAGAGAUGCUCAAAAUGAGCUACCAAGAUCUUACUUACGAAGUACAGCUUUGCUUUCGGUACUGCAGCAUAUUUCCCCCUGGAUUCAAGUUUAAGAUGGAAGAGUUGAUUGAGAUGUGGGUGGGUUCAGGGUUGAUACUGCAAACGAGAGAAUGGAAUAAAAAAUCAGGAAGAUAUUGCUAGGGAUCACUUCAAUAUUCUGGCACGAAAAUCAUUCUUUUCAUUGGUACCAAGAGGACUGCAUGCUGAUCCUUCUGAAGAUUAUUAUGUCAUGCAUGAUUUGAUGUACGAAUUGGCACACUCUGUUUCUAUUGAGGAAUGUUCAAGAUUUAAAGAUGGUGACCACAGUGCGGAGGCAAAUCGCAUAUCUCCUCCUAAAGUGCGACACUUGUACAUUCAAAGCAUAACUUCUGAAAUUAUCACAA